Messenger RNA from Pogoniulus pusillus (Red-fronted tinkerbird), 3092 nucleotides. RefSeq names its product RUN and FYVE domain containing 1 (gene RUFY1). The record is from RefSeq and is a predicted model, not a curated record. Bases 716 to 2512 code for a protein of 598 amino acids. NCBI's taxonomy places the organism in Eukaryota, Metazoa, Chordata, Aves, Piciformes, Lybiidae. Gene Ontology annotation, molecular function: metal ion binding. The transcript is spliced from 18 exons. Gene Ontology annotation, biological process: regulation of endocytosis; protein transport. Gene Ontology annotation, cellular component: cytoplasm; intracellular membrane-bounded organelle.
UUGGUUAUUAAUUUGAUGAGAAUGACUGUUUUCUGUCUUCUGGCACAAGUUUUGCUCAUUUUAAACUGUAAGUUAGCAUUAUGUGCACAGGAAGGAAGGUCACAGUGAAAGUCAGUACUGAGGAGACCUCAGCAUGGUGUGAGGGCCAGAGUUAACCACUUUGCACUCUUAACUUUAGGGGCUUUACCUAUUAGACCAGGUCUUCUGCAACGGCAAGCGAGUACGACCGCGUUUGAUCCACAGGUGACAGCAGAUUCUCCUAAUAACCCACCGCUGGCUCAAAACAUCCUUUAGGUGGCCACAGGUCGGCAACUGGCGGCAUCUCUCAGAACCUGCUGUGGGCUGAAGGGAAAGCAGCGGAUGACAGCCUGGUUUUGUCUCGCUUUCCCGUUGGAAGGAGGAAAGCCUGCCGGGGCCUGGCGGCGGGGGUGCAGCAGUUGCUGCCCUGCCGUGCGGCUGAGCUGAGGCAGGGCCGCGGGCUCCAGGGGCGCCGCCAGCGCCUCGCCGCACGGAGCCGUUCUGAAAUGGCGCCGGCGCAGCCCGCCCGCGGCUCGCCAGAGUGGCCGGGGGGCGGCGCUGCUGCGUGCGCUGUCGCCGUGGUAACGCGGCCGCGGAGGGGCCGCCGUGGUUACGCGGCCGCGGAGGGGUCGCUGUGGUAACGCGGCCGCGGAGGGGGCGCCUCAGACCCCGCAGCCCAGGUGCGCGGUACCACACCAUGGAGGAGAGAGCCAACCUCAUGAACAUGAUGAAGCUCAGCAUCAAAAUCCUGAUCCAGUCGGCCCUGAGCCUGGGCCGGACCCUGGACUCCGACUUCCCUCCCUUGCAGCAGUUCUUCGUGGUGCUGGAGCAUUGCCUCAAGCAUGGGCUGAAAGUGAAGAAGACUUUUAUUGGACAGAACAAAUCGUUUUUUGGUCCUUUGGAGCUAGUGGAAAGACUUUGUCCUGAAGCAUCAGAUAUAGCAACUAGUGUCAAAAAUCUGCCAGAGUUGAAGACUGCUGUGGGAAGAGGAAGGGCUUGGCUUUACCUAGCACUCAUGCAAAAGAAACUGGCAGAUUAUCUCAAAGUACUCUUGGACCAUAAGCAUCUCUUAAGUGAAUUUUAUGAACCUGAUGCACUGAUGAUGGAGGAGGAAGGAGCAGUCAUUGUGGGUCUGCUAGUUGGACUGAAUGUUAUUGAUGCAAACCUUUGCUUGAAAGGAGAAGACUUGGAUUCCCAGGUUGGAGUGAUUGAUUUUUCCUUGUACCUUAAGGAAACACAGGACAGUGAUGGCAAACAAGAUGGAGGGAUUACAGCUGUCCUUGACCAGAAGCAUUAUGUGGAAGAACUUAACCGACAUCUAAGUUGCACAGUUGCAGAUCUUCAGAACAAAAUAGACUGCUUAGAAAAGACUAAUUCAAAACUGCAGGAAGAGCUUGCAGCAGCCACUGACCGGAUUGGAGCCCUGCAGGAAGAGCAGCAACAGUUAAAACAACAAAACGAGUUAAUUCGUGAGCGGAGUGAGAAGAGUGUAGAGAUAACAAAAGAAGAUACAAAAGUGGAAUUGGAUACUUACAAGCAGUCACGUCAGGGGCUUGAUGAAAUGUACAGUGAUGUGUGGAAGCAGUUGAAAGAAGAAAAAAAAAUUAGGAUGGAACUGGAGAAAGAGUUGGAGCUACAAAUUGGAAUGAAAACAGAAAUGGAAAUUGCCAUGAAACUGCUGGAAAAAGAUACUCAUGAAAAGCAAGACACUUUAGUUGCACUUCGCCAGCAGUUAGAAGAAGUGAAGGCUAUUAACUUGCAGAUGUUCCACAAAUCUCAGAAUGCAGAGUGUUCAUUACAACAGAAAACAGAAGCAAUAUCCUCUUUUGAAGGAAAAACAAAUGAGAUGAUGUCCUCUAUGAAACAAAUGGAAGAGAGGUUGCAGCAUGCAGAAAAGGCAAGACAGGCUGCAGAAGAAAGAUGCACCAAGAUGAAGCAAGAGCUUGCUGGCAGGCUUGACACUUGUCGGCAACAGAUGUCCCAGCUGGACAGCAAAUGCUCAACUCUGGAAAAGGAGUUAAAAUCUGAAAAGGAACAGAGACAAUCUUUGCAAAAAGAACUGCACCAAGAGAAGGAUGCUACCAGUCUGCUCAAAACCGAACUGCAACAAAUGGAAGGACUGAAAAAGGAACUGAGAAAACUGCAAGAUGAGAAGCAACACUUAGAGAAAGUCUGCGAAGAGCAGGAGCAAGCUCUGCAAGAAAUGGGACUCCACCUCAGCCAGUCAAAGUUGAAGAUGGAAGAUAUUAAAGAAGUAAAUAAAGCUCUAAAGGGUCAUACCUGGCUGAAGGAUGAUGAAGCAACACACUGCAAGCAGUGUGAAAAGGAGUUCUCCAUCUCCAGAAGGAAGCACCACUGCAGGAACUGCGGGGACAUCUUCUGCAACACUUGUUCCAGCAAUGAGCUGGCGCUGCCAUCGUACCCUAAGCCGGUCCGCGUCUGCGACACUUGUCACACUUUACUCCUUCAGCGCUGUUCGUCCAACUCCUCCUAAGGCCCUCCUGCCCCAGCCAGGAGCGUUUAACAUUGGAAAGUAGCCAUUACUUUUUUAAUCCUGAACGCCAGGCACCCCUCGUGCAGCAGCAGGCUGCCAGGGCGCCGACAGCUUCCACAGUAAAACAGCAGUACAGAAUAACUUGUAGGGAUUAUGCAAGCUACUGGUUCUCCAACUGGAAUAAUUCAGACUAUUCUAUCAGCUGUAGUUUCCAAGUUCUCUUGGAAACUAAAAUGCAAAUUCACUUUUCUGAUUUUUUUAUAGGCAAUUUGUAUUGAAGUUUGUAUAUGGCAUUUCUAUGUUGAUUUGACCAUACUACCAUGUCACUCUGCACUUCAAGUCCUCUCAGACCUUCACUGUAGCUGCUCCUGUUUGUCUCACUGGGUCAUGUACAGUUUUAUAUUUGCUACAAGGACAGAGAAAAGUUGAUUUAUGAAUUGUCUAUAGAAAGAGCUUUAUGAUGAGUGUUGAUGAAUGUGCCUUCUGUUCACUGCGGGCAAGCCCACACCUUGUACUUGUUCUGUAAGUCGCUGCGGCCACACUACAGUAGUUGCACAGUAAAGCCUUUUGCAAAAACAAA